Messenger RNA from Drosophila sechellia, 2091 nucleotides. RefSeq names its product WAS/WASL-interacting protein family member 3. The coding region runs from base 1009 to 1905 and encodes 298 amino acids. The transcript has 3 exons. The record is from RefSeq and is a predicted model, not a curated record. NCBI's taxonomy places the organism in Eukaryota, Metazoa, Arthropoda, Insecta, Diptera, Drosophilidae.
UUUUAAAUGCACGUAUAUGGAAACAUGCUUUCAACUCGUUUUCAAGCCAGCAUGCCCCUGAAAAUAACGUUUUCGAGUUUCCGGGUUUUCCCGCAAGCUAUUUUCCCAAGUCUACACCUUUGACAGCUUGCGCUCUUGUGUAAUGUGGGGCUUGCUUUCUGUAUGCGUGUGUUGUACACAGGAUGCGGAUUAAGGACCCCCAGAAGUUAAGAUAGAAGUACAAUACUUCGAUUCACCCAUGAACCUGGCGCCCAGAUGCAUUGUUCUAUAGCUGUUUUUAGUCCCAUCCCGACCAAGAUGGUCUUUGGUAUUUUUAUUUUUUAUAUUUGCAAUCGAGUUGCGAAUAUAUUAUUACAAACAUUUAAGGCGAGCCCAUUCCUGUUUGCCAUUAAAUUAUUAACCAACAUAAAUCGGAAUCCCUGGCACGCCGCGCCGCUUUCGGAGCCUCGCCUGCUCCAGACGGUUACGAAAUCCGCUCCAAAUCCGAUGGCACAGAUGCCGGAAGUGGGUUGGACCGCCCAACAGUCGGUGACCAAGCCCAACCGGUUCGCCCGCAAAGACCAUCUGCUGCAUGGACAUCCACAUCCAUCCCCAGAAGGAAAAGUGGUUCGCCCGCGAAACCGGACUUGGACUAGAGGCAGGGACCCAACUAUAUGGACUACCUGUGGUACUUGGCGAUGGAGGUGCGUGCGCAUGUGCGUUUCAAGUGACCACCGAACAAAUCUUUGCACUGGGAAAAUAAUUCAAAUCGAAUGCGACUUAUUCAUCUAUGUAUAUUAUGAAUUGAAGCCCUGCAAGCGAAUGCGAAGAACCAUCCAAGAAACCAAGGGAUUAUUUGAAAUGCUUUUACUGUGGAUCUUGAAUCGAAUGCAUUGCGAUUAACUCUGAGCCCCUCGAGGACUGUGGUCAACCUAUUUUCUCAUCGUGUGAUCGGAUCACCCGCCGCGAAAUGCGUGCGCUUCCGUUUUGCUCGACUUGGCCUCCUUCCUCGUUCCGUUGAAGGCAGUCAUGGCCGGGUCAGUUCGUGCGACGCUCCUGGGUCUCCUCAUACAGAUCCUGUGCAAUGGGCUGGCCGGUCAGCAGCUGCUCCUCACACGUCCCCAAAGGAGCCUGUUCGAGGAUCCGCUGGGUCACGUAGAGCAAGUGGAGCACCUGCCCUCUUUGGGCUGGAGUGGUCUUGGCGGUGGACUCGGAGUGGGCGAGUGGCCCUAUAGCCCCGUUGGUCUUGGCCACAUGAGUAAGGAUGAGCUGCUGACCCUGCUGGAAGCCUGGAAGGAGGUGGAGGAGGAAUCGGCCACGACAACGACUGCGCCGCCAGCGGAUGCCACCACACGUAGACCUCCUCCGCCUCCACUGCCACCACCACCACCUCCUCCCCCCCGACCCAUACCCGUCUCCGUUGCAAUGCCUGCACCUGCUCUUCCGCCCUCCGGCACUCCCAUUACAGUGCGGCUGCCAGCCUUUGUGCCUGUGCGUCUGGCUGCCGUGUUAACUCCGCCUGCCAGUGGACAAGCUGGUAGUGCUGCUUCGUCUGCCAACGAAGUCGGAGAGGCUGGAGGAGAUGAUUUGGCCACCGUGGAAGUGCCAGAUGACGGCGUCACUACCCGGCUCUUUCGCUUUUUACCAAUGCCAGGAGCUCGAACCAGGCCGCAAUCCAAUUCACAGCCCAGGCAGCACUUUGUGGUGAGGAACACCCUGGACAGCGUGGAUGCAGGCACUGCCCCUGUCAGGCAGCAGGUUAAACCGGAAGUCCAGCCCAAGGCGACUGCUCCGCCUUCCACUCCCAAGUUCCCUGGCUACCCAACUCCCUCCUUUCGUCCCAGAUUUGGUGUGCCACCGAGUCUGGCCAACGCUCGAUUCGAGCUGGUGCCCUCUUCCCAAAUCAUCGGCGACUGGCGGGUGUGAGCCUGUGCAGCACCUGACUGAUCACGAUUGCACUGACCAAAACGGAGUACCUUCCGGGGAACCAACCAGGAUCGAGGUUUCGAAGGAGGCUGUCUGGCUAGGGUUCCCACUAUCCCCUAUGUAUUUUAUUUUAUUGUAUAAUAUUAUUUUUUUGUGCCCAAAUACAAUAUGCAAUCAGUCAUAGAU